This is a messenger RNA of Periconia digitata, 2322 nucleotides long. Lineage: Eukaryota; Fungi; Ascomycota; Dothideomycetes; Pleosporales; Periconiaceae. The record is from the annotation of a GenBank genome assembly.
CUCGGCUGCCCUACUACAGGGCCUCUCAAAUUUGUGGGCUGGCACAUGGUCCGCCAUUCUCUUGGCUUUUCUGUCCAGUUCGGGGUAACGAUUGGUCCGCUGGCUGUAACUGAUGGGAGCGGUGGCAAAUUUGUGCCUGUAUGCAUGAGGACCCCUGCUCGCCUCCAACUGCUCUUCUAUGCUAUUCAAGAUGCUGCAUGCUGCUCUCGUUACUGUUGUGUUUUGUUCCACUUCCUCCCCAGCUCCCCUUCUUGCACCUUUCGCUUUGCUCGCACUCUCCCCUAGCACUUCUAUUCGUACUGCCUGUUCUGCCCUUUUACAUCAACGACAGCUUUGCAUUAUUCUUCUUCAUCUACUAUCUGCUUCUAGCUCUUCGUUAAUUAUCAGAGACCAAAUCCGAGAGGUCUGUCCUUCCCCUCUCCAAAGGUGUCUUCCAUCCAGUUACUCGUCAUCUCCUGCUCAACUGCAUCGAAGCGAACGAAGACGGCAUCAGUGAUCAACAUUAACAACACUCUCUCUAGCGCCAUCGCCUAUCAUCUGCACAAUCUGGGCCCUCAAUCGCCGCCGCUCGCAUCAUUGCGUUUCCUUCGCUGUGAAUAUAUGUGCACCGAUCGACGCCAGUCCGCUCGCAUUGAAGGCCGGCUUGCACGUCCGAAAUGGAUCAGGCCCCCGUCAGAAACAACAUGAAUGACCAUGACGAGCCCUCCGCCAUUACGAGGAACGAUGACCUCAUAAGCAUCGCCUUGCGUAGCGACGAUUCCUUUGACCUCGAUGAGAUUGUACGUCUCACGCGAGCUGUUUCACCCCUUCAUGGUGGGCCGUCCACUCACAGUACCCUCCCUUCAACCGUCCUCAGCACAUUCAAAGACUCGAACGGCACAAAGCCGACGUCUAUGGGUACCAGCUACCCCGUCGAGGGCAAAGGCAAGGCAGUAGCAACCUACGAAUCAUCCAUCUCAGCUACACAUGGUUCAGGCUCGGAAGCAGACGCCGAGAAAGAACAUGACUUUAUCGGUAUUGGUGACUGGACUGGAGAGACACCACUCAAGGGCGCCACAAGGGCCCGCAAGCUGCACACGACCCGGCGCUCGAAGCACAAGAAGCCUGUCGUUAUCAUACAGGAUCACGUCCCUGACCACUCUACCUCAAAAAACGAAGAUCACUUCAUUGCCGAAAACAUCACUUCCCGCUACGGCAACAGAGAGACUAAGUACCUUCGUCGACGCCCAACUAAGACAGACCAUGGAGACCGCCUCAAUUUGGCAGAGGAAGGGCGUAUCCCCCGAGGAAGUAUUGAUGAUACCAACUCUGCUGUUGCUUCAUCCCUUUCUCCCAGACGACGCUAUAUCCUUUUUGCAUUACUCGUCACUGCCGUCUUCACUUUGAUCGGUUCCACGUACGGUGCACACCAUACCGGGAAAGCGCAGAUAGCUCACACCAAAAGCAUCAUCUUCUCCGCCACUGUCGUCUUGUCUCUCUUGACGGUUAUCUCCAUGGUUGUCGCCAAGCGACCUUUGCAGGAAGCUUUGCUGGCGGGUGUCUUUGAAUCUCUCAUCGGCUUCGUGCUGGUUGUGGAGAUCCACGAGUUCAUGUGAGGCCCCGCACAGCAUUCACGCCUUUGAAGAUCUACCUUCCCUAUCUACGUUUCUUGUCAUACAUCCUUUCUCUUUCCUCCAUGUCCUUUUCGGUUGAUCUUUUCGCGUUUCUCACAUUCUGGCACGUGACUUUAUACCCUCUGUUUCGCAUGUUGCAUACAAGGGUAUGGGUUCCUGUUGAUCGUUUUUCUGUGCAUGCAUGCAUGGUAGAUCAGAUCCUCCGUCUCCCCACUUUGCCUUUUGUCUUCCUAUGAUCAUCAUUGCAUUUUCUUUUUUUUUUUUCCUAUUUUGAGGACUUUUAGCGGCAUCGUUCCGGCUUGGCCUUUGAUCUUUUCUUCGUCUUCCUUUUUCGUUUUGCAUUGCGCCAUGAUGAUGCUUUCUCUAUGCUAAUAGAUGGGUUUCUUACAAUCAAUCAUCUCGCAAUAUUUUAUACACGCUCGACGCCUAUAGCUGUGGAAUGGCUAACCGUACUUGCACGCUUGGUGACCCUGGUGUUGAUCUAUGCAAAACGGAUUGUGGAUCAUGGGAGUCUUGAUGUGAGCUUUGUAAAGGCUCGCACACAUGCAAGCGCUCAGGAGGUAAGUGCAGUGGAAGAUGGAGUGUAGGCCAUAGCAUGCGAGUAAAAUAAAAGGGCAAUAUGAUCUAUUCAUACCAUAAAAUUUACAGAGUGCGCCGCGACAUCCUGCAAAAAGAACAGAUGUUGGAUGCGAGAUGUAAAUCAAAAAAC